This is a messenger RNA of Fraxinus pennsylvanica, 3078 nucleotides long. The record is from the annotation of a GenBank genome assembly. Lineage: Eukaryota; Viridiplantae; Streptophyta; Magnoliopsida; Lamiales; Oleaceae.
AUGGGUGAAAAGGAUUUUGAUUGCGAAAAAAUCCGGAAUAUAUGCAUUCUUGCCCAUGUGGAUCAUGGCAAGACUACGUUAGCGGAUCAUUUAAUUGCGUCAUAUGGUGGGGGUGUGCUCCAUCCGAAGCAAGCUGGUAAACUUAGAUUUAUGGAUUAUUUAGAUGAGGAACAAAGGCGAGCAAUAACAAUGAAGAGUUCCUCUAUUGCUCUAGAAUACAAAGAGCACUUCCUAAAUUUAAUAGAUUCGCCAGGCCACAUGGAUUUUUGCUGCGAAGUUUCCACAGCUGCGCGGUUGAGUGAUGGUGCACUAGUAUUAGUAGAUGCAGUGGAGGGUGUCCACAUUCAGACCCAUGCAGUGCUGCGACAAGCUUGGAUCGAGAAGUUGACUCCGUGUUUAGUUUUGAAUAAGGUUGAUAGAUUGAUAUGUGAACUGAGAUUGAGCCCCAUGGAGGCAUAUAAUAGGUUGUUGAGGAUUGUGCAUGAAGUUAAUAGCAUAGUGAGCACAUAUAAGUCAGAAAAGUAUUUGUCGGAUGUGGACGCUAUUCUCUCAGCAGCUCCGUUGGGUGACAUUGUUGAUGAGAAUUAUGAGUUUCCUGAGGAUGAUGAGGAGGAGACAUUUCAACCCCAGAAAGGGAAUGUUGUGUUUGCAUGUGCAUUGGAUGGAUGGGGAUUUAGCAUACCUGAUUUUGCAGAAUUUUAUGCUACGAAACUCGGUGCAAGCGCAGCUGCAUUACAGAAAGCAUUAUGGGGUCCUCGAUAUUUCAAUGUCAAGACCAAGAUGAUUGUUGGGAAGAAGGGACUUAGUAGUGGAACCAAGGCUAGGCCCAUGUUUGUGCAAUUUGUACUCGAGCCACUUUGGCAGGUUUAUCAGUUUGCUUUGGAGACAGAUGGUGAUAGAGGUGUACUGGAGAAGGUUAUCAAGUCAUUCAACUUAUCAGUACCUCCGCGCGAACUUCAGAACAGGGACCCGAAAGCUGUGCUACAAGCUGUCAUGAGCCGUUGGCUUCCAUUAUCGGAUGCAAUAUUGUCUAUGGUGGUUAAGUACAUGCCUAAUCCUGCUGCUGCUCAGUCUUUUCGCAUAUCGAGAUUGCUACCUAAGAGAGAAAUCUUGGGUAAUGAGAACAGCUCUGAUGUGCUUGCAGAGGCCGAGCUUGUGAGGAAAUCUGUCGAGACCUGUGAUUCCAGCCCUGAUUCGCCAUGUGUUGCAUUUGUCUCUAAGAUGUUUGCCAUUCCGUGGAAGUUGCUUCCUCGUGGAGAGACUCUGAACAAUUCUGCAGAGGAUGAAGAGUCAGGAGAAUGCUUCCUUGCAUUUGCCAGGAUCUUCAGUGGGGUUCUCUGUGCAGGACAGAGGGUAUUCGUGCUUUCGGCAUUAUAUGACCCAUUGAAGGGGGACGUUAUGCAGAAGCAUGUACAGGAAGCCGAGUUGCAAUCAUUAUAUCUAAUGAUGGGUCAGGGGUUGAAACCAUUGACCUCUGCUAAAGCAGGGAAUAUUGUUGCCAUUCGAGGACUUGGCCAGCAUAUAUUGAAAAGUGCUACUCUUUCAUCUACAAUUAAUUGCUGGCCUUUCUCAAGCAUGGUUUUCCAGGUUUCACCCACUCUGAAAGUUGCAAUUGAGCCUUCAGAUCCUGCUGAUAUGGGUGCACUCAUGAAAGGCUUGCGGCUUCUAAACCGUGCAGACCCUUUUGUCGAGGUUAAUUUUUCUUCUAGAGGAGAACAUGUUCUUUCUGCUGCAGGAGAAGUUCACCUAGAGAGAUGCAUUAAAGAUUUGAAGGAGAGGUUUGCAAAGGUGAGCUUAGAAGUAUCUCCACCCCUUGUUUCUUAUAAGGAGACUAUUGAGGGAGAGAUUACUAAUCCAUUAGAGUAUUUAAAGUUAUUAAGUGGGAGCUCUGAGUAUGUUGAGAAAACAACACCAAAUGGUAGGUGUGUUAUUCGGGUGCAGGUCAUGAAACUUCCAACUCUACUUACUAAGUUGCUUGAAGAAAGUUCAGAACUGCUGAGAGAUAUCAUAGGAGGCAAGUCUAGACAGGCUUGUAAAAACUUGGAAACCUCGAGAGGUGGCAUUGUGGAAGAUGAAAAUCCAUUUGAAGCACUCAAAAAACGGAUGAUGGAUGCUGUAGAGAACGAGUUUUUGUCUGGGAAUGCAGAGAUGGACAAGGACCGGGCGGAAAAAUAUAGAGUGUUGUGGCAAAAGUUUUUUAAGAGGAUGUGGGCUUUAGGGCCUAGACAGUUUGGUCCUAACAUUCUCCUUACUCCAGAUAUAAAAGGAAAUAACAUGAAUGGUUCUGUUCUUAUCAAGGGCUGUCCUCAUGUAUCUGAUAGAUUGGGUUUUGUGGACUUAGAUAGCAACAGUGAUGCAUCCGUUGAAGAGCUGUCUAUAGAUGAUCAAAUGUUACUACAAGAAGCACAGAGUCUAGAGAACAGUGUUUUGUCUGGAUUUCAGUUGGCUACUUCAGCUGGCCCAUUGUGUGACGAACCUAUGUGGGGUCUGGGUUUUGUCGUCGAGGCUUACGUUUCUCCCAUGGUUGGGCAGACAAAUGAGAAUAAUUCUUCUAGUCAGCAACUGGAAAAUUAUGGAAUGUUCACGGGACAAGUAAUGACAGUCGUCAAGGAUACCUGCAGGGCGGCUGUACUCCAGAGAAAACCUCGGCUUGUUGAAGCCAUGUACUUUUGUGAACUGAACACCCCAACUGAACACUUGGGAUCAAUGUAUGCGGUACUUGCACGAAGGCGUGCUCAAGUAAUCAAGGAAGAAAUGCAGGAAGGAUCUCCAUUGUUCACCGUGCAUGCCUAUGUUCCUGUUGCAGAAAGCUUUGGCUUUGCAGACGAGCUGAGGAGAUGGACGUCUGGUGCAUCAAGUGCUUUGCUUGUUCUCAGUCAUUGGGAAGCACUUUCAGAGGACCCUUUUUUUGUUCCCAAAACAGAAGAGGAAAUCGAAGAGUUUGGAGAUGGAUCCAGUGUGCUACAGAACACAGCAAGAAAACUCAUUGAUGCUGUGAGACGACGGAAGGGGCUUCCGGUGGAGGAAAAGGUGGUUCAGCAUGCAACAAAACAGAGAACUUUGGCGCGUAAGGUUUAA